GGGCCGCACACGUGGGCGCGCCGGGCGGCGCGGCGGCCGCGGAGCCAUGGGGAAGAGUCGGGCGCGGCGGUUCCGCAGGGCCCCCUUCUCUCCCACCGGUCCCGAGCAGCGUCGCGACGGGGAGGGCGACCCUGAGGACGAGCCGGCCGCGGAGCUGCUGGAGAAGCUGCAGCAUCCAAGCGCUGAAGUGAGAGAGUAUGCCUGUGCCAGUAUUUCCAAGUUGUUGCAGCAGAAGCAUGUAAUCCCAGCCUUUCUGCAGAGAGAUGUUGUCCGGUGUUUAGGACCGUUAUUGAUGGAUCACAGUUUAGCUGUUCGCGAGACAGCUGCAGGUGCUCUCCGAAAUCUGAGUGCUUGUGGGGGAUUUGAAGUCUGUGAUGACAUGGUGACAAAAGACAUCAUGACACCUCUUGUUGCACUUCUGAAAGAGUGUAGCACUGGACUAGAUGCUAACCAGCUCUCUCCAAAGAAAUGCAGAGAGAUGAACAAAAAUUAUAUCGAAGACAUAGCCAAUGAGGCUAUUAACUUGCUGUGGAAUGUAUGUGAAUGCAACAAUACUGCAGUAUCCAUAUUCAAUAAAGAAGGAUGUCUGGAGUCUGUGUUACAUUACAUGAAGAAAUUUUCCACGAAUGUGGAUCUGGCUAUUUCAGUAGCAAACUGCUUGCAGGCAGUGACAGAAGAUAAUCCAGAUCUUCUUUCUUCAUUCAAUGCUUCUGCACAACAAGUAUUGGAAACCGUGAUGUUGUGUCCAGAGACCACAAUGAAGCAUAUCCUUCUGAGAACACUGAUAGCAGGCACUAUCUGGAAUAUCAAGGAUACCAUUCCGCCAGGCAGCCUGGGAAGCAUGGUUAAUGCAAUCUUGAAGAUUUUUUCAGAAUCUUUGGCAAUAGAUGCUGGUGAAACAAUUAUUCGUAUGAAUGAAGCUGAAAAAAACAGGUUAAAACUUGCUGCAGAGACAGAAACUGAGGAAAACAUGAGUGAUGUUAUAGACAACGAUGUUUUGAAUGAAGAUGAUGACAUGGAAGAAAUACCAAAAGGAAAAGUCAGAAGAGAAAAUGACAUUUCAGACCUACUUCCAUCUGAUAAGUGGGAACUGAAAGAAGUGACAGCUUUACUGAUGGCUCAGCAGACUGCUCUGGAAAUCAUUGUUAAUAUGUGCUGCAGUGAAGAUCCCUCUGAUGAUGAAUGGGAAGAACUCUCCAGCAGUGAUGAAAGUGACUUGUUUAUGGAAAACUCAUACAAUGAGGGGAGUGGGCUGCUGAUGUCACCCCUGUGCCUCUCUGAUGAGGUUAACUCAGCGUUUCUGAACAACCUCAUUCCAAAGAAGAUUCUUGAAAAAACUGCUUUUCCGAACAGUGUUGCUCUAGACAUCUGUAUGCACAAUCCGUCUUGGAAACCAUUAAUUAAAAAACUGAAUGCAGUGCAGUGUAGAGCUUUAACAUGUCUUCAUAGCAUUUUGUUAGUGUCAGAUGUGGAUUGCCUUGGAGGAGCUUCAGCACUUCAGUCCCUUGCAGAGCAUCUCUCGCAACUGGUCUUUUCUAAAACGGAACUCCCUACAGACACAGAAUUCCUGGAAGCCAUCACCAGUGCUUUGAGGGCUCUCCUACAAACAAUGGCAUCAAAGAACAUCUCCCAGUGUAUGACUCCUGAGCAGCUCUUGGCUUUAUGUGAAGCUGGUAUUCACAGCAGCAAUGUCAGUGUUAGAGUGAAUGUAGUGAGCAUCCUAGGAAUUUCUGGCAGUGUUCUGGCAAAAGGACAAGAUACAGCUGAAACACUAAAGAUGAUUGGAAAAUUUCUUCUUGAGGUUGCAAUGAAGGAAUCUUCUCUUGUGGUAGCAGGGGAAGCCUUGGAUGCACUUUUUGAUGUAUUUGCAGAUGGUAAAGAAGCAGAAAAAGCAGCGGUACAGAUCAAGUUGCUUCCAGCCCUGAAAGAAUUUCAGCCAGUGUUCAAAAUGAGGAUGCGAAAAGAAGGCAAAGGACAAUAUAGUACAGAUCAACUGUGUGUUCUUGACAAUGUGAAGAUGAAUUUGAGAAGAUUCAUUGCAUAUCAGGAGGCACUAGGGAAAACCCCAACUUGAAACAUCGAGGAACUUUAAGGUUUCCCUUAUUGAAUAAUGUUUUCCAAAAAUAUAACCAUUUUGAACGUCUAAAAUUUACUGAGCAGAGCAGUCUUGCUUUCAUGUUAAUAUUGCAUUUUUUUACGUUCAGUAUUUUUAUACUUCUGGGUUGAUGCAAUAUGAAAGUCACAUCAGCAUAAAAAACCCACAGUAUACUUUAAGUGUUAGCAGUGACAAGCAUGUGCUCUUGCAGUCCUGAGGUCUGUACGUAGCACCGCUGUCAUUGAUUAGAAAUCCUCAUGUAUCCUGGUGGAAAAUUCUAAUUGCAGAAAAAAGUAAUUUAGAGAAUAUUCUUGGUUAUGUGCCAGAUCAAGAAAAAAAUUUUAAAAGCCUAAGAUACAUUUCAGAGAAUCAAGCAGUGGCAGAAUGGUUCAUAUUUGCUCUUAACCUAUUUCUAGAAUUGCACAGGCACUUAUGGCAAGCUUCCCAAGAGAAGUGUGUGACAAGUGUGUAGAUUACUGACAGCACUUGGAUCUGUUACUUCAUGAGGUUUAUCAAAGAGAAAACUGUUUCAGAUUAAUUUAUGAUAUUAAUCAUAAAUUUUCUGAUAUUUUUCAGUAUGAUAGCUUUUUGCUGUGGAAAUUGAUAUAAGAGGAUCCUACUCUUAUACAAAGCUCCUUGGUUUUUACUUUAUUUUGACUGGUAUUUCUGAAAAUCGAGUCUUCUGAUUUACUUUCUUCCUUGUAAUUCUACAUGAGGAUGAAUUUGAAUUCAGGGAAGUAGUAAACCUAACAAAAAGGGUUUUUGUUAUACUGAGGUAUUAUCUGAAGCAACUUUAUAAUUGCUUAAAAUAUCUUUUUCAAAUAUUUGCAACAGCAAAAUUUUUUUUGCUAUUUUAAGCCAUAAAAUACAGAAACUAUUUAAAAAAAAAAGUCACUGAUUAUGAAGAUUGUCUGCGAACUUCCAUAUAUCAAAAACUUUGGAUUUAUUUCUGUGAAUGAGAUCCUCUCAUACACAUUUUUUUAAGGAAAAAACUCCACAACCAAACACAAAAACAUUUUGUUAUGCUGAUUUUUGAAAUGGGAUUUUCCCCCCCCUUCUCUUAAUGUGCUGCCUUAGCACAGGCAUCUAGGUUUUGGCAAAAUUUUGCCUAUGAUGUUUAGGCAUGGAACUACAAAGACCAAAUUUGCUUGGUUUGUUAGAUUUCAGUCUCUUGGAUUGGAAAGCAGUCUCAGGAACUGACUCGAUAACUUGCAAAUGACUGACUUUAUGAAAUCCUGACAUAGGGUAUUUUGUAAAAUGCAAGACAAAGUGAAAAAUUAGUUUAAGCAGCAAUACUGCCUGGAAGUCUUGUUAUUGCAAUUACUUUACAGGAGUUGGAUGAAAUGUGUGAUGUGAUGCCAUGCCUGCUAAUCAAGUGACUGAGUUGAGAGUGUGGCAUCGUGAGAGCUCAAGGGCCAUUAAGCCUCGCCUGGAGAAGUCCUGAGGAGCAUGGAGCAGUUGAAAGGUUAUCCUGGGAUUUGGCAGGGGCAGGCAGUGAAGAGGGCUGGACUGUAACAGCUGAGGAAAGAGUAGCUAGGUGGAUUAUGGCAUAAGACUGCACAGUGCGUGGAUUUUAAUCCCGGUGUUAUAUGUGCUGUACGCCGAGGAUAGUAUAAUAUUAACCUGAUAAAAGUUAUUAAUUUGUUUGGAGCACUUAAAAGGACUUUCACACAGAAAAUUCUGCUGUCAUUUUCUGGGUGCUACAUGGAAUUGCAGGAUGAUCUAAUUUGGAAAGGAUCUCUGGAGGUCCCUUAGUCCAGUCCCCUGCUCAAAGCAGGACUUUGGAGUCAGAUAGUUUGUGCUAGGCCUUGAGCAUCUCCCAAGGAUGGAAAUCCCACGACUCUGGACAGCCUUUUCCAGUACUUGACUGCCCUCGCUGUGAACACUAUUUUUUUUUUUUUUUUUUUUUCCCCUUGUACCUAGUAGGACUUUGCCCUGCUGCAAAAUGUGCCCCUUGUCCUUUCACUGCACACCACCAAGAAGAGUCUGGCUCCAUCUCCUCUUAUAACACACAUUUGGUAGUUGAAAACAACAGUUAUAUUCCCUUCUUCUCCAGGCCGAAUAAACCCAGCUCCCUCAGCCCUUCCUUGUACAUCAUGUGCUCUAGCCCUCUAAGUGUCUUGGUGGCCUUUUGCUUGACCUGCCCUACUGUGUCUUGUGCUGGGGGGCCCAAAACUAGACACAGUACUCCAUGUGUGAUCUCAUGAGUGCCGAAUAGAGGGAAGUAAUCAGUUUUCUUGACCUGCUGGCCAUGCUUCUGCCAAUGCGUCCUGGUGUUUGUUCGCUGUCAUGACUGCAAGCGUACACUGCUGACUUCUCUUCAACUUAUUGUCCACUGGGACCCUUAGGUGCUUCUCUCCAAAGCUGCUCUUUGGUCAUUCAGUCAAGAGCCUGCUCUGUUUCAUGGGAUUGCUCUGUCCCAAGCGUAGUACUUUGCAUUUUACAUCAAGUGUAGCAGUCAGAAUCUGGUUUCUGGGGACUGUUAGAACAAUGAAGUAUGUUAUUUUUUGUUUAGGGUUGGAUUUUUUUAGGUUACUAAUGAGAAGGAACUUUCAUCUUCAAAUACGAAUCUGAAAGUUGCAGAUGAACAUAUAGAAGAUAAUCUCUUCAACUUUGUUUCAUCCGAGGAGACCAGAGCACUUUAGGGGGCCUGUUUGGCUGAGGGCAUGAAACACUGACAGGUUGGCAGCUCUGUCUCCAGCUCACCAGAUAUGUUUGGGUUGAUAGAGAAGUAAGCUGUAGCUCUUGGGAGAUGUUUGUUGUUUUGUUAACCUCAUCACUAAUAUUGACACUUUCAUAUGUGAUUUCCUAACAUGCUGUUUUGUAAGAUCUUUGCCAAAGUCUCUUGCCCUUACCAGUGGCCCAUAGCAAAAUGGAGCCCUUGUCUUCCUUUCUAUGAUAUUCUAGUUAUCUAAUAAUAAUUAGCCAACUGCAUAUUUUGAUGUCCAUACUUUCAUUUUUCUGAAUGAGAAAAUCUUAUUCUAUCACCUGCCUGGCUACCAGUUUAGUAUAACUUGCUCUUGGUGUCUAAUGGAGGGCUUGUGACUGAAUGAGAGGUAAUAAUUUUGUACGCUGAUUUAGAGAGCACAUUCUGCUUCUAAGGGACAAGAUAGAAGAUAAUAGGAAAAGCAUCGAAGACUUUUGUCUAUGGAAGAGAAGGCAAGUUAUCAGUGAUUUAAAGAAGUGUCAGAUUGGGGCCUAAAACCAGAUGAGAUUUAUAAGUACAGAAGAGCUAAGCGGUAAGAUUGGGGCUAUAAAAGUUGUUCUGACACUGUUGUGGUUUAACCUGGCCUGCAGGUAAAACAGUGGCGGAGAGAAUCAGAAAGUAAAAGGCAAAACUCGUGGGUUGAGGUAAAGACAGUUUAAUAGGACAGAAAAGGAAGAGAAUAAUAAUAAUAAUAAAAUAUAAAAAACAAGCACAAUUUCUCACCACCUAAAGUCAAUGCUCAGGUAGUUUCUGAGCCACCCUGGCUGCCAUCCAACCUCCCAGUUAUAUACUGAGCAUGACAUCAUAUGGUAUGGAAUAUCUUUUUGGCCAGUUGGGAUCAGCUGUCCUGGCCAUGUCCCCAGCUUCUUAGGUGCCCCCCACCUUCUCGUUGGCAGGGCAGCGUGUGAAGCUGAAAAGUCCUUGACUGCUUGGCAACAACUAAAACAUCAGUGUGUAAUCAACAUUAGUCUCAUCCAAAAUCCAAACCACAGCACUAGACCAGCUGCUAGGAAGAAAAUUAACUCUAUCCCUGCCAAAACCAGGACACACAGUUAAGGAAAAUUAGGCAGCAGAAGUGAUGAUGUGGUGCAAAUUAAAUGUUUUGGAGCCUCUUUUGGCACUGGUUUAUUUAAAUAGAUUUAGGGUAAGCUUGACAUGAAGACAAGAUCCUUGACAGCCUGCAACGGCAAAGCCAGAUCUUGAAGAUACUUUGAGGGUGGCAGAAAUUGGACUGAUCUAGACUGUGCAGCAUAAGUAAAUAGAUGCUAAAUAGAUGUAAGUGAUCUUCAUCAGUUUAUGUAAUCACACAGAUAAGACUGGUAUCAAAACAGGUAUCUGAAACUGAAUUUGUUUGCUUAUCCUGGUCCCUAAGGCAUCAUCUGUCUGUGCUUCAAUUAAAAACUGCAAUCCUUUGAAAGUAUGGAUUGCUGCUUUAUUUGUCUCCCUGUCUGACACCUAGCACAACAGAAUCUGCCUCAGAGUUGAAAUUUUAUACCAAAAUGGGUGCUGAAUUUAAGUCAGCGGUGUUAAGAGCGUAGAGAGCACAGUGUGCUCCCCUCCCUGUUCAGAAGCUGUAGGACCGGCAGCAUUUGCUGCUGCUUUGGCCCUUUUGCAGCCUGCAAAAUGUUGAAUCCCCAACUGUGUAGAUAAGGAGUUAUCAUUGCUACGUGGUUUUAUUUUUGCUCUCUAUGAAAAGAAACAAGUGGCAAGAUUUAAAUAAGCAUUUGUUGUAAGUACUUCUUAUACGUCAUGCCUUGACAUUCAGAAGAUGGCUGUAUACCACAUUAUAGUCAGUAGUUUAACUAUUUGGGGUUUGUGGUGUGUCUUGAAGGUAUUUUUUUGCACAGUAUGUUUUUUUUUAAAGAUUGUCAUCUUAGAGAAACAAGAAUAACUUUAACCAGUACUACUUGGCUUUGUUUUAUGUUUGUAUUUUGUGAGAAAAUAUUAAAAAAAUCAGAGCACAGUAAAAUUACAAAAUGAGAACUGUGUCAGAGAACCAAUUAAUUUAAAAUCUAUUUGUAGUUAAGUAUUAUUUCACAAGAUACACAUUUCAUUUAUAUUAACAUAAAACAGCCAACCAAAAAUGUGCAUAAACUCAAGUUCUGUUUCCUUAGUAAGUAAUUUUCAGUAAAAGCAUUCCCAGAGGAUUGGAUGGAACCAUCUAGUCUUACAUUUACUGUUGCAAUUCAAAUUCAGGCAAUGGUAGUGGUAAUUGAAAACAAUGUAAUUGUUCCUUUCUGGCACAAAUGAAUUAAGCAAACAAUCUAAAUAUAGUUUGUGUUGGACAUACUGUUAAGAUAUAUAACUAAGAUAAUUGGCAAAAACUGAAAUUCUGACAGUCACAGCAGAUUAAGGAACCUGAAGUUUUUCUACAAGGGCUGAAACGUGGUGAGCCUUUCUGUUUGAAGCAGCUUUUACUUGAGUGGCGGUUUUCUGUCUAAUUUCCAAAUAAAUUCAAACUGUUAACUUUUGUACCUUCUGGGAAAAAUAGCAUGCAUUUAAAUCAAUUCAUUCUAAUUUUAUUUUGUUUCUGUAUUAGUUUCAUAAGUUCCUUGUUUGUGUGAGAGGCAUUUUGUCAGACAUAAUUCAGUGACCAUAUAAAAACAUAGAUUGAGACUUACACACAAAGGAUAUGGUAAGACGCUUUUUUUUCCUGUUAAAUCUGGGUGUCAGGAACUCCUUGCAUUACUGUUAUAUUAAGGGCUUAAAUCAAACUGCUUGUGAACUAAGAUACUAUUGUAAUAAUCUGUACAUUGUUAGAACGGUUGUGACUGCUACGUGUUCUCAACACAACGGAGGGUCCUGAUGCAGCCCUGGGGUUGUGAGGUACUCACAUAAAUACCUAUACCAAUUUUAAAGGUGCAUUGGGAUUUCAGUAUACCUUCUCCUGGUUUUGUGUUCCUUUUUUGGCAAAAAUCCCGGUGAGGAUUUUUUUUCUUUUCUUUCUUCUCUGACACGUGAAAUUUUUUUUUUGAACUUUUAAGGAAAAUUGCAUUGGCCUUUUCCUUCUUCCUUGCCCCAUGAUGGAGAGUGAAAGGCACUUCAAGUGCGUUGUUUUUUUUUUUUUUUGUUGGGGUGGUGUUGCCUUUUUUUUUUUUUUUUUUUUUUUUAAAUACCCCGUAGCUAUACUCCCUAAAGCCUUUGUGGUAGUAUGCCACCCGUGUUGUGUCCUGGCUUCAUUUGCUUGGGACUAGAGUUGCUACUGAGGAAUCCUGUACAUUAAUAAACCUCAGUCCUACAACAAAACUUGUUUACAUUUAUGUGCUAUGAGUGUAGAACAAAUCAUUGGGGUUUUUUCCCAGAAUUAGUUGCUUUUUUAAAAAAAAAAACCACCCACGGGUAUUUUUUCUGUUACUGUUAUAUCCUUAAGGAUAACAUGAAAUCCUUUAUUAGACUUAUGCUCACUUUUCUGUGUUGUGUUUUAAAAAAUAAUUUAUGAAUUGAAACCUUUUUAUUUGCAUCUUUGAUGUAAGAGGAACAUCAGGCUAGUCAUUUUCUAGUUACCUUUUUCUGGUAUGUUUAUAAUUCUCAGAAUAACUGAAGAAUGUGGGGUUUGGAAAUGGGGUUAUUCAGGGCGGUUUUUCUCCAGUUCCAAGCUGUGCUCUAUUUCACCAGUUUCCACUUGGCUUUUGAUGGUAGUUUUAGGUACAGAUCCUGAUUCUCAAAGCAAUCAAGUCUGUUAACUCAAAAAAACAAAUUUCACCCUACAGCUUCUUGCUGUAGCUGGGUUUCUCUUGGACAAUGCAGAUCAGACACCUGUGACAGAGCAGAGGAGGGCUGGGGACAGAAUGUCCUGCUCUGGGAUGGUGGGGAGAAACCAGAACUUUAGUCUUUGGUUGUCAUCAGGAAGCGAUGCUAAGACGACUUCUUUGCAAACUGCCCAAUUCAUGGAAUACUUGGAACUGAAAUGCAGCUUUUUCAUUCCAAAACCUCCACCUCCAUCUUCCUAAAGAGAAAUCCUCUCCCAUGCAAUUCUGAAACUACGGGAAGCACCGGGCCCUCCGUGCAGUAUGCUGGAAACUUUCUAGCUGAUAUUAUAUUAAAGAUGUUUUAAGGCUGUAGUAUGAAAACGCUAAAAAUAAAACUGCAUCUGGUGAGAAUUUGUACUACUAAA
Molecule: messenger RNA, 8916 nt
Organism: Grus americana (Whooping crane)
Lineage: Eukaryota; Metazoa; Chordata; Aves; Gruiformes; Gruidae
Gene: HEATR3
Product: HEAT repeat containing 3
Exons: 15
Coding region: 47-2074 (675 amino acids)
Biological process (GO): protein import into nucleus; ribosomal large subunit biogenesis
Source: RefSeq, a predicted model, not a curated record